This is a messenger RNA of Rhizoctonia solani, 4332 nucleotides long. RefSeq lists its product as uncharacterized. The transcript is spliced from 9 exons. NCBI's taxonomy places the organism in Eukaryota, Fungi, Basidiomycota, Agaricomycetes, Cantharellales, Ceratobasidiaceae. The coding region runs from base 1 to 4332 and encodes 1443 amino acids. The record is from RefSeq and is a predicted model, not a curated record.
AUGAGCCAAUUUCCAGCUGGGUACGAAACUCAGUUCCAGUCCCAAUCUGACGACGAAGAAAACCUUUACAAUGUGGAACGGAUUUUAGCUGAAAAGGGGAGAAAAUAUCUGGUCCAGUGGGAGGGAAUCGAUCCUGUAACUGGGGAGAAAUGGAAGCCAGAUUGGGUCCCGAAAACGGAUUGCACGGACGACUUGAUUGAGGAUUGGAAAAGGGAAAAGGCACGAAUGAAUCAAAAGGCAAGAGCCAUGCCACCGAAGAGAGUUUCUUCUGUGUCAAAGCCUCGUCAGGUAUCUCGAAAGAGCAUAUCAUCACGGGGGACUGAUGCCUCUACCUCUGCCCGCUCGAGGUCCCCUGCACCACUACCUAAAACGUCUGCCACUUCUCGCCGCGAAACAUUAUUCUGUAUUGAACUUCCUGCUCCCAGGCGCACCAAACGCCGACGUGACUCGGACUCCAGGGAAGAUCCAAUAUCCCCCGUCAAAAAGAUGAAACUUGGCGGUCCUCUUUCACCACUACCUGCUUCGCCCUUCGAUAACGAUGACGGUGGUGUGGGCGAGAUGUUCCCCAAAAAGCGGUUCGGGCCAGUGACAUACAAGGAACGAAAGCCCAAGGUCGUCAAGAACGCCGAGUUUCCAAAGCUCACCGGACCUUAUGUUCAAGCGCACAAGGAGGGCGAGUCAUCUCGUGGCCCAAUAAAUCCCGAGCCUAUCAAGCGCCGAACAAAGGCCAGCCGUGAAGAUAAAGACGAGGAUGGAGACAAAGACGUCAAUGAUACCGAUACCGAAACAGAAGAUGAUGAAUACUCGCCUCCUCCAAAGCGCGGAGCAGAUGGCAGGAUCAGCCCUCUUAAAGCUAAAUCUGAACCCACACUCAAGCCUCGAACUAGGAACGCUACCCGAAAUACUUCAGACAAGCAUUUACGCGCAUCUAGCGUUCCCCAUGAACGACCACAUCCAACGUCCGCCGCUCGUACCCGCGUUCUACCUCCUCGUAGCAAGCCUUCAACCCAAAGAGAUAUCAGGAGGCAAGCGCUGCAGGGGCCACCUGGACCUCCUGAGGAUUAUCCAUAUUGGCCCUUGCUUGUUGAAAAGGAUGAUGCACUACGCCGGCGAAGUGGCUCCAAGUCCAGGACGAGCAGUAUUGCAAACAGCAGUCGCAGGAGUGCGGGUAGGACGUCGAUUGUUGGCCCGUCGACUCCCUCAGAGGCAAAGGCUCCCGCCCUUCUCGAGGGUAAAGCGCCGCGUUCUACCUCACCACGUCAUGCCCCUGCUCCUGAGCCCGUUCCGGUCCCUACCCCCUCUACUGCUCUCAUACCAUCCGACCCCUCUCCUGAUGCCCCCAAGAGAUCAAGUCUAGCCAAGUCAACGGCUGGCUCAAGUGCUAGACCAAGUUUAGCUAAGAGCGUGUCGUUCCGCGUGGAUGGAGUAGACGACGUUGACGAAUACCAAGACGAUUAUGCGCUUAAUGUGCUUGACGAUAGGAUGGCCGACCCGAAUCGUAUCACCUCAAGUAUCGAGUCUGAAGAUAAGACUUCAGGGCAGAAACCUACACAGUCAACACCCGCUGACCCUGAGAGGUCUAAGCCACAACCCCAACCUCAAUCUCAGUCUCAGUCCAACAGUGAUUCCUCCAAAAUUACGCAUGUAUCUGACUCCGAGGACGGAACCGAGGAAGGGGAAAACAAGGAUGACAAUUGUGAAAACAAGGAAGUGGGCGAAGUUGACGAGAGUGAGGCCGAGGUUAAGAAUCUCGAACUGGUUCCAAAAGAGCCAGACGAAGAGGAUGGCAAAGAGGACGACGACGACGACGACUCAGGAGAGGUUCAAGGAGACGACCAACAAGAGGAACGAGAGAACGAGACUAAUAAAACCGACCAGGGCUCGACUCGUAGUUCGCCUUCAUUGGGCGAUGAUGGCCCAUCUCUCGCACCAGAUACCAGUAGGCGAUCUCAAAGUCCUCAACAAUCCUCAUUUCUCGAGACUCAACAGGAUGGUUUGCCCGAUUCACCCGAAAAUACUGACAACGUGGAUGAGGUGGACAUGCUCCUCUCCUCCGACGCCUCGGAAGGUUUCGAAUCAAAUGAACAAAAGAGAGAACAAGAAGAAGGCGAAGAGGACGAGGGCGGCGACAAAGACGAGUAUGAAGAAGAGGAUGAAGAGGAGGAUGAAGAGGAAGAUUCAAUGGCCACCUUCGGCGACAGCACGCUCGACCCGUUGAACAUGACCGUGAAUGACGUUAGCCAGGUGCAUUAUACAGAAGAAUCGGUGCGCAUCACCCAAACAUCGACAGACUCGUCCUUUGCGCAGAUACCAGCUCCCUAUUCUCGUACUGCUGUUGAUCAUCCAACUGCCCGGGAGGUUAUAUCAAAACUUCUUCCUGGGAUUCUGGAUACAUCUUCACAGUCGCAAUCGCAAUCUCAUUCUUUCCCUACGGCAACUCCGGACCAUGCUUCGACCCCUCCGACGCUUCCAUCUCAAACGGUGUCAGAUAUACCUACUCAACCUGGUUCCCAACCUCCCCAAUCACAACAAGACAAUACUCAUUCGUCCAUUGAAGAACCGGCUUCUUCUUGGAGUAUACCUCGGCCUGGUCAGCCGCUGCCUCAGAAUGACACCAUCAGCAACUUUACGCCUACCAAUCCAAGCAUGAAGCCUUCUCCAGCUGUGCCUACCCACGAGCAGGAACACGUCCAUUCGUCCAAUCCGGCUGUUGAAACCAAUGGGGACGAUCAAGCAGAUGUAACUGACCGCGAGCCACUCUCUCAAAUGAAUCGGUCUGAACCAUCUCAAGAGGCUAAACCAGACGAUGCGAACGCACCAUUUAUUCCUAUGUCCAGUCGGUCUAACGAGCUGGGAAUGGUACCUGAAAUGAGUGUGGAGGUUUUCAAGAAACAUGUUCGGCAUUCAUCUCCCGAAAGCGAUAUCGGAGACUUUAGUCCCCGGCGAUUUUCGCCAAGCCGAGCAAGCUCUCGAUCCAGCGAAGGAGUUUCGGUUCGGCAACAGCAAGUGGCGGCACAUCAAUCCAGCCCAAGUUAUAGAGACAGUUGGCAUCAUGACCGCAGGGCCGAUCAAAGCAAUCUUCCUCGCCAUGCGAAUGAAGACAUGAAGAAACAAAUCCAAGAACAAGCUACGCGAAUUCAAGUUCUAUUGGCUGAUCUCACCAAUCUGGAAACCGCUAAAAAGGCUAUUGAGGCCGAAGCAGCUGCUUUCGUGGAGUCAACCAAUCGAUUAAACGAAGUUUUGCAGCAAGCGCGGCAGGAACAUGCACAAGAGAUAGAGAUGCGAACGACUACCAUAUCUGGAUUGGAGAAGGAGCUCGAGAUGGUACGAAACCAAUACGAGACGGCUGAGUCUCAACGUGAAUUCGCCCUGGAGCAGUACACUAGAGCAUCAAUCGAAGCCAAACGGAUGUCCGACGAGAACAGAGCACUUGAAGCCAAGGUUGAGAAGCUAGAAACUCAACUUAGCAGUGGAAUUCGCCAGUGGAAAAGCGGGUUCGAAUCGAACAUGGCCCGUUACAAACAGGAGGUUCAAACUCUCCAGGGUCAGCUCAAGCUUGAGCGUGAGAUGUAUGCUCGCUCCAAGGCGCCGGAGCUCUGUCGCCGUGCAGCAGAGUGGUAUGGACUGAAGAGGCGGAUCGAAGAACUGGAAGAAGAGGCUGCUGAAGCAGAACGACGGGAGACACUACUACGCGAACGGGAAGUUGAGAUCCGAAGACGGGAAUUGUUGGUUGCAGAUCGAGAGCAUGCCCUUGAGGACUCUGCGCGCGCUACUCAAUCCCAGGGUCAAACAAGCCUACGCUUGAGUCACGAUGACCUUCAGACCGAAACCAUGCUUUCUGAUCAAUCGGCUAUACUGGCCAGCCUGGAUGGCGAACUUGGUGAAGAGAUGGUGUGGAUGUGCUCGUACCGAGAAAGUACGGGCAAAAUAUGUGGAAAGGUAUUCGAUUCCAUGGGAAUGCUUCUCACACACGUUCUUGACGCUGCGGGCCACAGAGUAGAGGCGGCCUGCGAGUGGAUUGGCAGAGCCCAAUACACUGCGACAUACCUUCCUAAUAAUGUCCCUGCCCAUACGGAGGAAGGACAGAUCGGCACAAACCAGUGCGGGUCUGGGAAUAGUCAAACAUCACUGUGCCAGAAUCUCUAUAUAAACUCUGUUGAAGACUUUUGUCUCUGGGCCCCUCCGUACUCUGAUGGUAAAAACUCAUCUAUUGGAGAAGUUGAAGAGAUUGUAGUGUCUUGGUGCGUCAAGGCAGGAUAUGGCACCCGGUUGAUCCCCGACGGUACACUCAAAGGCGCUCAUUUCGUGCAAACUCCCGACUAUGGCAAGUAA